AAAAAACCGACUAAUCUACGUUACAAUAACUGAGGACCUGUAAAUUUCUCCCCUUCACACAAAACGCCUUUGGGUUUUGGUUGUAGACAGAAAAUCAUUUUGGGUGUGGACUGAUAAGAUUCUACUCCCAGCUCUUUACGAAAGACAGUGGUACAACGGCCAGAUAGACCCUGGAAAAUUCGUGGCAGAUCGGCAAAACUUCUUGGUCGGUACAGCACGUCUUCGCCAAGUCAGAAUCAAGCCGGUUUCUUGUAAGCCCCCCAAGGCAAUGGCACCCUACGUGACAGCUUGCCGUGCACCUUACAACUACUUGGACGAGGACCAAGCGGCCUAUGGAGAAGGAUGGCGUGCUCUGAACAAUUCAGCGGACUCAAACUCGCCUAAUGCCUGGGGGUUCCAGAGUGCGAUCGACCUGGCGAGCUAUCCCUUCAUGGGCGAUAAAACUUGGUAUGGUGGCGGCGGCUACGUGGCAGAUCUCGGAAGCUCUGAAGCAACGGCCAGGACAACCAUAGAGCGCCUGUUCCAGGAACGCUGGGUCGAUCUUUUCACCCGCGCCGUGUUUGUGGAGUUUGUACUUUAUAAUGCUAACAAGAACGUCUUCAUUGUGUCGCAGAUUGUGAUCGAGUUUCUAGAGACUGGAGGUGCCUUUCCGAACCCUAGGUUCCACGUUUUCCGUCUAGACCGAUACGUGGGGCCUUUCAUGUACGUGAUCAUGGCCGCUGAAAUACUAACCGCUUGCUUCACGCUGUAUUUCCUUGUCUUGGAGUUCAAGAAGCUGCGUAAUGAGCGGUGCCAGUAUUUUACGGGAUUCUGGAAUGUGGUAGAAGCCAUCCUAGUUAGUCUCAUUUUGGUGACUGUCGUCAUCUUCGUGUACAAGUUGGUUUCUGCAACUCUCUUGAUGGACGAGAUACGAGAAAAUCCAGACACAUUUCACAAUAUGCAGUACGCCGUUUUAUGGGAUGAGCUUUACAGCUUCUUACUGGGAUUCAUCGUAUUCCUUGCGAACCUGAAGUUCCUCAAACUGCUGCGGUUCAACAAGCGAACCUCCAUGCUCGCCGACGUACUCCGCGAGACAGCUAAGCCCUUGGCGUACUUCAUGGCCAUGUUCUGUAUAGUGUUCAUGGGGUUUGUCAGCUGUGCCUAUCUCCUAUUUAGUUCAAAGCUGCUGAACUACAUGAACGUCGUCAGUGUUGCUGAGACACUGUUGGUAAUGGUUUUGAACAAAUUCGACUACUCAGCCGUUGCAGAGGCAGAUGGAACCCUUGGGCCCAUCUUCUUUCUAUGUUACGUUGUCAUGGUAUCCUUCAUCCUGAUCAACAUGUUCCUGUCAAUAAUCAUGGAAGCGUUCACAAUGGUGCGGCAGGACCUAGACCGGCAGUCGAACGACUAUGAAAUAGUUCAGUUCAUGGUACAAAGGCUCAAGGCGUUCAUUGGGGUCGGAGGGGAGAGGGCCAACCAAAACACUGUGAAUUCAGUCUAUUAUGAAGAAGUUGCAGGCAGCGGUUACCGCAGUGAGAACGCAGAGGAACUGAACCAGAAGCUGGAGAGCCUUCUGGGUCACUUGACUGGAAUUUUCUACACUGACACCCAAUCAAAGGAAGUUUUGAAAACCGGACCAGAAAAGAAGAAAAAGAAACAAUUGUUCAGCUCUGAUUAAAGUAGACGUUUCGCAUACAAGUGUGUUAUGGACAUCAUGGUAGAUAGUGGGAAGGGUUAAAAGGCAUUACAUUACACCAAAAGUGUUCUUAUCACCUUUAAAGGAUAACUUGAAAGUCAAAAUUAUGCUACCGUGAGUACGUAUAUAUUGACCCUAUUAGCACUGUUUAAGAAUGAUUCAUUGGCAGUUUUUUUCCCCUUAAUGUUGUCCAAAAAAAUGUUGACGGGAUCCAACUCAGAUUGACCAUGUACUAGUAUAUGUAAUAUGCUGGAUUUAUUUUGAUUUUUUUCUCAUUUCUUAAUGUGUUUAUCUGCAUAAAGUGGAGUUAUUUGCAAUGGUAUAUAUUUUCAUUUUGGAAUGAAUAUUGUGCUGAAAAUACAUGGGUGAAAGUUGUAAAAACAGAAAAUCCUGAAAACAUAGUUGCAAUUUCUCACUGCAUUUAGACCAAACCAACAUGAAGACUGAAAUCAGCCAGGCAUAAUCCUGAAAACUUUCACCCAUGUAAAUACUGAUGAAUUUGAAAACCUUAUUGUUUCUAUAUAAUCAAUGACAAAUGUAUAAAAACCAAGACUAUCUAUUCUAUGUAAGAUAAUGUGAUAAUGUAGAAACUUGAAGUGUGCAAUCUGCCAGUAUUCUAGUAAUAAACUUUCUAUCUGCAAUUAUACAAUUUUUGCUUCACUUACAGAAUUACAAAAACUUUUAGUCCUU
Lingula anatina is the source of this 2365-nucleotide messenger RNA. Its product is annotated as polycystin-1-like. Gene Ontology annotation, biological process: detection of mechanical stimulus. The record is from RefSeq and is a predicted model, not a curated record. Gene Ontology annotation, cellular component: membrane. NCBI's taxonomy places the organism in Eukaryota, Metazoa, Brachiopoda, Lingulata, Lingulida, Lingulidae. Gene Ontology annotation, molecular function: calcium ion binding; protein binding; calcium channel activity.